AUGGCAGAAGAAACGCAUCCAGUUGUUGUUGUCAUUGGUGGUACUGCCGGUACGGGUAAAUCCACCGUUGGGGCCGAAUUGACAAGUUUUUUCCAGGACAAAUAUCCAGGAACUGCAUUCAUUGAAGGGGACGCAAUUCACCCACAGGCCAAUAUCGAUAAAAUGAGUCGGGGCAUUCCAUUGACCGACGAGGACCGUUGGGGUUGGCUUCAGGAUGUGGCGAGAAUUUCUGCAAAAUCCGCGGAACAUCAUUCCGGCUUGGCGAUAGUGUCGUGCUCGAGUCUCAAACUGAAAUAUCGAGAUCUCAUGCGCGAGAAGGAACCGGACACUCGGUUCGCGUUCUUGUUCCUCUAUGCGGACCCAGAUGUGAUCCUGCAACGCUUUGCUCACAGGGAGGGCCAUUUCAUGAAGGCCAAUAUGGCGAAAUCCCAGUUUGCGGAUCUGGAACUGCCCAAAAACACCGAAAAAGACGCACACGUUCUCAACGUCGACGGUAAAGAUAUGAAAACAGUUCUUCACGAAGCAAUUGAGCAAGCGAAGACCUGGGGUCUCUAA
Molecule: messenger RNA, 555 nt
Organism: Lachancea mirantina
Lineage: Eukaryota; Fungi; Ascomycota; Saccharomycetes; Saccharomycetales; Saccharomycetaceae
Source: the annotation of a GenBank genome assembly